This is a messenger RNA of Medioppia subpectinata, 845 nucleotides long. NCBI's taxonomy places the organism in Eukaryota, Metazoa, Arthropoda, Arachnida, Sarcoptiformes, Oppiidae. The record is from the annotation of a GenBank genome assembly.
UGAACGAUUAUAUCACACCCGAAAUGAACUAUAAAGACGGCACGGCCUGCAAAUCGCCGCCAAUUGUCACCAUUAAAGACAUGACAGGUAUGUCUUGGAGUGGAGAGAAGGAUGACAUCAGUCUCUACGGAACCCCCAAAGAAGAAAUGCUUCCCGGAAUGUCUGAAACGAAAGUUCCCUCAUUUAUGAGAAGUCAAAUACAAGCUCUCUUUCAACCCUCGGAUAACAAACUGGCGAUGAAAUUAUUUGGCAGUAAAAAAGCACUUAUGAAUGAGAGAGAACGGCAAAAGGAAUCGGGACUAUUAAUAAUACACCCGUGCAGUACAUUUAGGUUUUAUUGGGAUUUAUGUAUGUUAUUACUACUUGUGGCGAAUCUAAUCGUACUUCCAGUGGCCAUAUCCUUCUUCAACGACGAUCUGUCCACGCGUUGGAUUGCAUUCAACUGUCUGUCGGACACAGUCUUCUUGUUAGACAUUGCGGUCAAUUUCAGAACCGGUAUAAUGAACCCGGAACUGCCCGAACAGGUGAUAUUAGACCCGAAGCAGAUCGCCAGGUGCUACAUGAGGUCGUGGUUCUUCUUGGAUCUGAUCAGUUCUAUUCCAUUGGACUAUAUAUUCCUGAUCUUUAAUCAAGACAUUAGUGACAAUUUUCAGAUAUUACACGCGGGACGCGCUCUCAGGAUAUUAAGGUUCGCCAAAAUGUUGAGUUUGUUGCGACUCUUGAGACUCUCACGACUCCUCCGAUACGUCAGUCAAUGGGAAGAAGUUUAUAUGCACAGUUUGGCCUCAAUAUCGAAACAGAAAGGAUUUAUUGGGCUCUUAACUCGCAUUCCCGGGGCUAAGAAG